AUGAAGACGACGCGUGUUCUUGCGCUCGUGGCAGCUCUUGUCCUGGCCUCCGACGCCAGGAGACUGGAGGCAAAUGCACGUCCCAGGAAGCUCCCGUUUUCUGCUGCCAGGAAGGCCCCAGGGGGUCGCAUCGUUGGAGGCUCCGACGCUGCGGAGGGCCAGUUCCCCUUCCAGGCGGGCCUCAUGAUCGACGGCUCCGGCUUCUGCGGCGGCUCCCUCAUCUCCACCACCGCCGUCCUCACCGCUGCGCACUGCGUCGACGCCGGCAGCUACUUCACGGUGCUGCUGGGCUCGACGUACUCGCGCCCCACCUCAGGAGACAACAGCCAGUCGUUCGCGACGACUGACACCAUCAGGCACAGCGGCUUCUACACGCCGGACGACAACGCUGCCUUCUAUGACGUCGGCCUCGUCAGGUGGUCGCAGCCCAUCACCAUCACGGGUGAGUACACGGACGCACCUGUUGAUGAUGCAGCUGCAUUAUGUGGAAUCAUCCCAAACUAUUACGUGACACCGAUCAGGCUGCCGUCGAAGGCACAGGCCAGCGAGAGCUUCGCCGGCUGGGACGCAAUCGUCUCUGGUUGGGGCCUCACAAGCAACGAUGCGUGGACGGUUAGUUCGUACCUGAAGUACAUCAAUGUGAAGAUCUGGACAAACGCUGACUGUCAAAAUAUCCACGGUAGCGACCUCGUCGACGACAAUGCUAUAUGCGCUAUGGGAACACAGGGUCAGCUACCAUGCAAUGGCGACAGCGGUGGCCCGCUCAGCGUGCAGGAAUCGGACGGUCAGCGCACAGUGGUCGGAAUCGUGUCGUGGGGCACGGCCAACGACUGCGAGUCCGGCGAGCCGGACGUCUUCAUGCGCGUCACCGCCUUCCUCGACUGGAUCGGAGAAAACGCCGGCAUCACCAUCUCUGGAGGUGAUGGAGGUGCUUUUUCUUCUGUGGUGGCAAUCGUGGCCAGGCAUGACAUGAUGCAGGCGGGAGAGGCAGACGAUGGAGUGACAGGGGGAGGGACAGAGGGGAAGCUGACCUUCUGGGGAGUGACAGCGAAGGCGACAGUGGAGGAAUAUGUGAGGGCAGUGGAGGCAGUGGUAGCCAUUGCAGGUGUGGAGGCUGGGGGAAAGGAGUAG
Messenger RNA from Schistocerca piceifrons (Central American locust), 1131 nucleotides. RefSeq names its product brachyurin-like. The record is from RefSeq and is a predicted model, not a curated record. The transcript has 8 exons. The coding region runs from base 1 to 1131 and encodes 376 amino acids. Gene Ontology annotation, biological process: proteolysis. Lineage: Eukaryota; Metazoa; Arthropoda; Insecta; Orthoptera; Acrididae. Gene Ontology annotation, molecular function: serine-type endopeptidase activity.